This is a messenger RNA of Athalia rosae (coleseed sawfly), 4052 nucleotides long. RefSeq names its product tonsoku-like protein. Lineage: Eukaryota; Metazoa; Arthropoda; Insecta; Hymenoptera; Athaliidae. The transcript has 6 exons. Gene Ontology annotation, molecular function: protein binding. The record is from RefSeq and is a predicted model, not a curated record. The coding region runs from base 131 to 3979 and encodes 1282 amino acids.
AAUCACUGAUUUCUAGUGGGCUGAAAUUGGCUGAAAUCCACAGAUCUCUGCAGCUAACCAAGGAUUUGAUCCAAACGUACUGACAGUAUAAAUAAAGGUUCACAGCCGAUUAUAAUAUUAUAAUAGGAGGAUGAAUAAAAAUACCACAAACAAUAUAAUGUACACGACAGAUCAGGAACGGCUGUCAAAGUUAAAGAUCCGUGCCAAGCGCAAUGGUAACAUACAGCAGCUAGUAAAUGUGACCAACGAACUGGGAAACCUUCAUUUUCAAUAUGAAAAUUAUGAUGCCGCUAUCGAAGAGUACAUGGAAGAAAUCGAGGCCUGUAGGAUUAUAGGAGACAAAUUGAAGAUGGCUAUUGCUCACCGCAGGAUUGGGGAAAUUCAGGCGGAUCAGGCAGAAUAUGAGGAAGCCUUGAAACAUCAGAACCUUUAUCUUGAAGGAGCCCAGGAAUUGAAAAAUGAGCUUGAGGAACAACGAGCAUAUACAACAUUGGGGCGCACCUACUUUUGUCUUGCAGAAAGCUUUGUGGAGAAAUGUGAAGAUAAGACUAAAGCAUUGGCUGAUGCCAGAAAAGCCUUGACCAAAAGUCUAUUUCUGUGUGAAAAGCUAACAAAUCUCAAAACCGAUGAGAUGAAUGAAAUGCGCGGAAGACUUCUGUUAAACCUAGGGUUGGUGCUAGGAGCUCAGCAAGAGCUCGAACAGGGUGUAGACUUAAUUGAAAAGGCAGUGAAAAUAUUCUCCAAAUCUAAAUUGAACGAAGACUUGUGUAAGGCUCAUCUAUCCCUUGGAACACUCUACAAAAAACUAGAGAAGAAUCAGCUAGCUCUCAAUUAUUUUGACCUGGCAGCAAAAAGUGAGGACAUAUCCAUGAAGGUAGAUGCUCAUUUGUCAAAGGCAAAGUUGUUUUUGAAAUGUGGUGAAUGGAGGAAUGCUCGCAAGGAAUUGGUAAAGUUUUAUCCAACCAAACACCUGUCCCAGUCACUGAGGGAGCAAAUAAUUAAAUUUCUGCGCAUCGCUGUGGUUCUCCAAACAGGAGAAGAUCAACUUCAGACAUGUAAAGGAGAAGGGAUCGGGAGUGAGUUCUAUGAAAAAUUGGGUGAUGCAGCUGUAGCUGCACGCUGUUAUGUUAAAGCCUUGGAGUAUUAUGAGAAAAUGCUUGUACAUGCUGAAAAAGAAAACUCAGUGAAAGGCACUUCUGCAGCCUUGAUCUCCCUUGCAAUGACAUACAAAGAUUUGGGAAAAUAUGAGAAGGCUUUACCUUUUGCCAAAAGAGAGCUAGAGCUGUGCACGGACCCUUCUGAAGCUUGCAGAUCAGCUGUAUUUCUGGCCGAACUUUUACUGUUCACGGAAAAAACGAACACCGAGAUCUGUGAUUUGUAUGAGUGGGCAUUGACCAAGGCAGAAGCUAGUAACCAAGCUGCCCAAAAAAUCUUGGUUCUGAAUGAGUAUCUUCACUAUUUAAAGAAUCAGCAAUUUGGCGAUACGGAAGUUAUUCAGCAUAGACUGGAACAGCUGAUGGAAACCAAUCCUAACAUAGACUGUGAUGUGGAAAGCUCUGAAGAACCAGUUAUCGGAGCAGAUAUUGACCUGGACCAACUCUCUGAUGUGGAAACACAGAAUACGAAUAAUGACAGGAUUAAUAGAUCUCGGAGAACACGAAACCAAGGAGGAUUCACUAUGAAACGAAAUGAGAGGGGAGAAACGCCUCUUCAUGUGGCUUGCAUCAAUAAUAAAAUAGAAAUGGUGGAGAAAUUGCUGAAUACCGGUCAUCCAACAAAUGUUAGGGAUCACUUUGGUUGGACACCACUACAUGAGGCAGCUAAUCAUGGAUUUUUAGACAUAGCAAAUUUGCUGAUAAAAGCAGGAGCUGAUCUAGAUGAUCCCGGGCGUCCUAGCUGCGGUGGAAUUACUCCUUUACUGGAUGCAGCUUCGUGCGGACAUUUUUCCAUUAUAAAAUUGUUGAUGAAAAAAGGAGCAAAUAUCUAUGCUGUCAGCAAAGAUGGGGAAACGGUGUUAGAUUCUCUAGAAGCAUGGCAUAAACGAGCUGGGAGCCUAUCCGCGGAUGAUGAAACGGAGUAUGAGCAUAUUGUUCAUGAAUUAUCAACAAAAGGAGUCACCAGGAAGAGAAUAAAUUAUGAAACUACUAAGGACAACAUAAGGCGACAUAAGAGUCGUAAUAAUGUAAUUGAUGAAGAUGAAAAUGAAAAUGGAGAGAACGUCAUAGAUACACCGGAAAUAUCACCAGCUGAAGAUUAUAAAAGGACUAUUGAUGUACUGCGUAAUAGAGGAACUUUACCAGGAGAUGGUCUUAAUAAAUCGUCAGAUUCUGAAAAGGUGGUAGCACCACUUCUGGACUCUGAGCAGGUACUGCUGGAUGACUGGAUGGAGGAUGAUUUAUCUUCCUCGAACCUGAACUCGUCGGAUCACGUAUUCAACCCUUUUGCUGUUACCAAGAGGAAAUCUACAGAUUCAGCACCAAUUGCAGAAAGAGCCACCAAACGCCAAAGGCUACAAGUAGGUCAUGAAGACUCAACUUCGAACAUGUCUGAUAAUGAAAGCAGUGGUAGCACCAACAGUGAUAUAGUUAUGGUCAGCAAGGUGAAGCAUAAAUUUAAAAAAAAAAAACGACAGGUAUCUCUACAAUCUAGAGGAUUUUCAAGAACGAUGAUGUCCCGGACCCCCUCGCCGUUAUGUGUUAUCACACCAACUCUUGCUGUAGAAACUAUUCAGCCAAAAGAUAUUAGACUAGAAGUAUUAAUAGAGGAACAUCUGUAUGAAUUACAAAUUAGCGAAACAAAGGAUAACUUAACACAGGAAUGGAUAAUUAGAGAAAUACAAAAGAGAUUCGAAAUCGAUACAGGCUGUACGCCGCAUUUUGAUCUUGUGACACUGGAUGGCAAUAUCAUUACUUCUAAAGAUAUGCUAGAUGCUCUCCUCUCUAGCAAAGAUGUUGUCAGGUUAACCAGCAAACUGAAGAACAUUGAUGUACCUACUAUGUUUGAUCGAUAUAAGCAAAUCUGCAGUAUAUCUAAAUCUGAUAUAGAAGCGGAGACUGUUACGCAUCUUAAGUCGUGCGAAAAUUCUGCAACAUUUCAACUGGUGAACAGCAAGAUACCAUCUGAGAAAUUAAUUCCACUAUUGAAAACUCUACAAUACCAACAUCGCCUACAAGUGUUACAUUUAUCAGGAGCAGCUUUAAGAGAUAUCGGCGAUGCGCUAGGUCGUUGUUUAGCUCGACUGAGUUUUUUGCAGGAAUUGCACCUGGAAAAAUGUGAUAUAGACGUGAGCUGUUUUUCCAAAAUCGAAAAAUUACCUCCAGAACUACGGGAUUUGGAUAUAAGCUACAAUCCUCUCGGCAAGGAGGCAAUGACGCAAUUACACCAAUUACUUUCUCCGCUAAAAUACCUCCAGACAUUAAACCUGAGCACUUGUAGUCUAGAAACAUUCAUCCCUGACACAUGCAACGAAAAUCUGAUUAGCUUAAACGUGUCUUGGAAUUAUGUUAAUCGUGAAGCACUUUUGUCUUUGCUACAACCCCACAUGCACACAAUAGACCUAUCGGGUGCACAAUCAACUUGCGAAAUAGUGACAGUACUACUAGACCACCCAAAAUUUACUCUCAAUACUUUGGUAUCUCUUAAACUCUCCUGCUGUGAUUUAAGGGACAGAGAUUUAGAGCUAAUUUUCCAACAGACUUUGAACCUCAAUGAGUUGAUGGUGAACAAUAAUUCGAAACUAACAAAGUCAUCAGUUAUCCGAGCCCUGCAACACAAACCCACGUUAUCACUCAUAGAUAUCAGUGGAUGCUCAGAGGUGAAAGAACCCCCGGAUCCUGGGACUACCAUUUUCAACCCAGGCACAUGUAAACUGUUUGUUAGCAUGGCUCCAGAUGUUCAGACAUCAUGGCUUAAAUUGUGGUGUGAUCAGGCCGUGGUCAAAACCCUACCUCACCAUGUGGUUGUUUUUCAACAUCAUUAGUUGAAAGCUAGAUAUUUAUGGUACGUUGAUGCCUCUGUACAGCGAACAAAAUAAAUAAUAUUUAAUGAAAUGA